Bactrocera oleae (olive fruit fly) is the source of this 2022-nucleotide messenger RNA. RefSeq names its product sandman (gene sand). Gene Ontology annotation, biological process: potassium ion transmembrane transport; stabilization of membrane potential. Gene Ontology annotation, molecular function: potassium ion leak channel activity; outward rectifier potassium channel activity. The record is from RefSeq and is a predicted model, not a curated record. NCBI's taxonomy places the organism in Eukaryota, Metazoa, Arthropoda, Insecta, Diptera, Tephritidae. Gene Ontology annotation, cellular component: plasma membrane.
AGUAGUGAUUUCUCUGGCGAACGGCGAAAACCGAACCGCGUAGAAAUAGGAAAAGUUGGUGUGGCACAGACCUACUUAUUCUGCUUACGUAUGCUGGUCCUAUUGUCUUAAAUUUAUACCCGGCGGCAUUUUAAUUCGUCAUUUAUCUAUUUCACACAUUUAUGCAAAUAUAGUGAAUUUAGUUUUAUUCAUUUGUAGUUAUAAAUAAAAAAAUUUCGUUGCAAAAACGAUUUAAAUGCAUAUGUACGAGUAUGAUAAAACAAAAUAGAUUUUAAAAAUAUACUUGUAGUAAAAUUAAGUGGAUCCUGUUAAUCGCGCAAACAAGCAGCCCAAUGGAAACCAAUUGCCGUCUAUAUCGCCAUUAACCUUACAGAACACAAACAACUAAUGAUACGUAUCUGUUGUUCUGUCGUAAAGCAUGUCCAGUGUUACAGAGCACAGAGGUUGUCUUUUACAAAUUGGAGCAGAUCAUAGCUCCACUUCAAUUGCCGAUCGAUCGCUAAAACUCUUCUUUGCAAAGCAUCGUCGAAGAAGACAAAAAAGCGCGCAACCUAGCUCCAGCAUACAAGAGGACGGUCGGAGUGUUGUUUGAGGUGACAUAGAGUGAGCGUUGUAGGAAAAAUGUCCUCACGGCGCAGCUCAUUUCGAAAACGACAAAAACCCCCUUUCGAACGAUUCAAAGAUAGAUGUCGACAAUUUACAGCUUUUCUGUUUAGUAAUGUUGGCAUCAUACUCCUUGUAAUAAUCUAUACCAUUGGAGGUGCCUUCAUUUUUCAAGCAAUUGAAUUAUUCGAAUACGAAAGACUCAGUACACACAAAACUAUAAAACCCAACAUAACGGGGAAAUGCCUGCAAAAGAUCUGGGAUAUAACUGUACAAAAUAUAAGUUUCUUUGACAACAAUUAUUAUAAGGAAAGAGUUAACGAAAUUUUACUGGAAUUUCAACGGGAAGUUGCACAUGAAAACUUAAUUGAUCCUGAUAUUGACAAACAGUGGAGCUUCUCGGGUGCUUUCCUCUAUUCACUAACGGUUAUAACUACUAUAGGUUAUGGCAAUAUUUCACCAAAAUCGGAUUGGGGCAAAUUAGUGACAAUUUUAUAUGCAAUUAUUGGUAUGCCGCUUUUCCUUUUAUAUCUAUCGAAUAUAGGCGAUGUUCUAGCCAAAUCCUUCAAAUGGAUUUACUCCAAAGUAUGCCUGUGCCGCAUUUGUCCGGGUGUUGCAAGGCGACGAAUCAUACGGGAACGAAGGAAACUGCGUCAAUUGGCUAUGUCUAAAGCGCUGCAAGACAUGGAAAGUCAUCGGUGUACGAACAGCAGUAGUGACAGUCGGAGUAGUAACAGCUCCUCGAGUAGUUACUACAGUGAAGAAACUGAAACUUCUACACAGAGUAUGAGUGCACUGGAGAACUUUGAGAAAGAGAAUGAUUCCGACAUUGAGAGAGAAAUACGAAUGAAUACUGACGAAAUAACUGUGCCGCUAAUGGUCUGCGUAGUCAUAAUGAUAAGUUAUAUAUUAGCUGGAGCUAUUUUGUUCAGCCGGUGGGAGGCAUGGGACUAUUUGGAUGGCAGUUACUUCUGUUUCAUAUCGUUAAGUAGUAUCGGUUUUGGCGAUUUGGUGCCCGGCGAACGGGUGAUUACUGCCGAUAAAGACAAAGUGGAGGUUAGUUUUAUACUUUGUGCUGUUUAUCUUCUACUUGGUAUGGCGCUCAUUGCUAUGUGUUUUAAUUUAAUGCAGGAACAAGUCAUUCAUAAUGUGCGCGCCAUAAAGCGGGCCUUUAAGUCCUGCUUUGGUUGCAGAAGAUGACACUACGUUAGACGCAUUUGUUAUGUGUACAGUAGAAUAAAUCGUGAUACUAAGUUGCAAAAACACUAUUGAGUAAUAUAUGUAGAUUUAUUUUAUUAUACAAUAAAUAUGUAUAACUGUUUAAAGAUAGUAAUAUUCAAUAAAAUAGCAAUCCAAAUGUGUUCGCAAGCGAAAAGAAAGAAAGAAAUAAAAAUAGGUGUUUUUACGGAUAUUAAUAUA